Durio zibethinus is the source of this 3231-nucleotide messenger RNA. It is a transcript of the gene ATG13, whose product is annotated as Autophagy-related protein 13. Gene Ontology annotation, biological process: mitophagy; protein localization to phagophore assembly site; autophagosome assembly. The record is from RefSeq and is a predicted model, not a curated record. Gene Ontology annotation, cellular component: cytosol; Atg1/ULK1 kinase complex; phagophore assembly site. NCBI's taxonomy places the organism in Eukaryota, Viridiplantae, Streptophyta, Magnoliopsida, Malvales, Malvaceae.
UAAUCUAAUUUCUUAUACUCUUUCGCUCUUUUCUUUUAGAUCGUGUUGGUUUGGUUAGCCUCCAGUUUGAAAUCCUUUUACCCUUUCUAUCGUUCCCGAUUACAGGUAAGACUUUCGAAAUUCCUAAAUCCUUAGAUUUGCCGGCUGACUAGGUUUUAUUAUUUUCAUUUCAGAUUGAUUUAUAUGAAUGAUUUUGCAUCAUCAUUAUUCGGUAAUGAUUAGUGAAAUCGUUGGUGAUCGGAGUUGAGAGGGAGCUUCCCUUCUCCACCUUUGUCGACUAAUUAUAGUCGUUUUCGUAAUACAUCGCAAUAAUUUUCGGUUUAUUUGGGGAAGGAUUGAUGAUUGAUUGCCAUGGAAAUGGAUCGAGAGUCUGGAAAAUCGGAACAAAUUGUUUCUCAAUUUCGUUCCAAGAUCUUGCACGUUAUUUUGGACUCCAGGGUCCCUUCUUUUCACCACCACCACCAACAGCAAGAAUCUUUUUCUCUUUCUCGGGUGAGAAAGACUGACAAAUGGUUCAAUUUAGUAUUAGGACACCGCCCAGCAGCUUUGGAGAAUCUCAAUUUCUCCCUUAGAAAUCUCUUGGAUCCUGUGAUAAUCGACAUAAUACUAGUUCAACAUGGUUCUUCUUCCUCAUCAGUGGACAAUAUUUGUACUCCUUCAGCUGCAGCUGCGGGCUUUACCGAGACUGUUAUAGAAAGAUGGGUUGUUCAAUAUGAUUGCCCUCGGGUUGUUGCUACUCCAAGUGGUGCUGAUACUUCUGGUUUGUAUAAGAAGACUUACAGGAAGUCUAUCAUACUUUUACGGUCUGUUUAUGCACAAAUGAGGCUUCUUCCUGCAUAUAGAAUCUUUAGGCAGCUGAGUUCAUUGAGCCAAACAUAUAAUUUCGAUCUUGUUUACAAGGUUUCAUCAUUUUGUCAUCCAUUCACUAGGGAAGAGGAGCAUGUGAUGAAAGAAUAUAGUUUUGUUCCUGUUGAGGCUCUUUCUGGUCUUCUUUGUGUGUCAGUGACCUACCGUACAUCUCUAUCUGAUUUCAACCUUGAGCCUUUGGUAUCUUUGCCACCAAAGAUUAUUACAGACUAUGUUGGUAGCCCGACCACAGACCCUAUGAGAUCCUUUCCUUCAUCAGAGAAGGGUGUCCGUGCUACUUCCUUUCCAUUAAUAGGAGUGCGACCUCCAUCUUCAGCUCCACUUCAACGUCCACAUAGCUGGUCUAGUGGUUUUCACAGAGGAUUCCCUUUUGCACAAAAUCAAUCCCUUGCGGGAUCUCCACCUGCUUAUUCUACAUCUCCGAUGACAUAUGAUGUUGCAUCUCCACCUUCUGAUAUGUAUGGUAAUAGAAUUCAAAAUCCUAGACUGUCAACUCUACAACAGGUUACUGCUCGUGAUGAAUAUCAGCUUUCACCCCCAUUCUCACCAUCUCCUUCCCCAUCACCUCCAACAUACUUAUCUGGUGCUAAUCCUUUACUUAGUCAUCAUCGUUCUGAGACUGCCCCUGUAACCAUUCCUCGUCCAAUAACUGGCAGAAGUUCUAGAUAUCUUUCUCCUAACUCUUCUGAUACAAGUAGACAUUCCCUUCCCCCUCUGUCUCCCAGAAGCUCAAAGCAUUAUGCCUCAUCUCAGGAAUCUCCCUCUGGGAUUCGAUCAUACAGGAAAAUAGAAGCUCUAAGGGCUGGAGAGUCUCCUUCUGGCUUAUCAAAUCAUUAUUCUGUACACAAGGUGGUCAGAGAUAGUAAAGAUGACUCAGGCCGAUUCUCUGGAUUGUUAUCUUCUAGUGGAUCACCCCGUAUUGGAUUCUCUAGAAGCUCUAGUAGAUUAUCUUUUCAGGAUGACAUGGAUGAUUGCGAAUUCUCUUGCCCGUUUGAUGUUGAUGAUGUAGAUGUAUCUGAUUCCUUGAAUCAGACCAGUCAGAACGUAGAGGGUAAAAAAGCUUCAGAAUUCACUGCACAGGCAGUGCCAGUUGGUAAAAAAUCACAAGAUGCUGCUGUUGGCAUUCUUGUUCAAAUGCUUAGAACAGCACCUCCUCUGCGACAAGAUCCAAGUUGUUAUUCAACUCAUUCGAUAAGGACUGAAUAUGAGGGAGGUAUUGGCACUGCUUCUGGAUUUUUUAUGCCACGUAAAACAGCAGAUGCGCUCGAAGAGCUCAAGAGCUACAGAGAAAUGAAAGAUCUACUAGUAUCAAAGAGUGGAACUCAGGUGGUUAGGAAAGAGGAAAUGUAGUUGCUCUCUCGGUGGGUGGGGUGUUGUAGAUGAUCAUAUUGCUGUCAACUGAUGCUAAAUACAGCAGCAGCUGAUGCAGUUUAGAUCAAAACAGAAUAAAUUUCUUUAAGAGAGGAUUAACGGAUUAUGUACAUAUUCUGAAUGAACAUUGGUUACGAUUAUUGAAUUAGUCAUUGGAAUUUGCUAAAUGCAAACAAAAUUCUCUCAUCUAGACGUUGCUUGUUCUUGAGAAAUCCCUUGUGAAUUUAGUUCAAGAAGUUGGGAAAAACAAAAGUUUCUCCUUUUAUUUUUGGAUAAACAAAUAAUACCAGUACCGGCAGUAACAAAUAAUUGUUGAUGUUUUGUUCCAACAAGAUUGUAGUCAGUUAUUCUUACGUUUAUACUUAUACACUUUCCCAAUAAUUUGUUACUAGCACGGAAGAACUUGUUGCAAAGGGAUUCUAUAAGUGCACGGCUCAUUUUUAGUUUUCAAGCAGGUUAAGGUAUAGUUUCGUAUUUUUGUUACCGUAAUAAAAAAGUUUGAGUUGAAAAAAAAUAGUUAUAAUUUAAAUGUCUGAAAGUAAGCAUAACUAAGGGAUAUAAAGAUAAUAAUAAAAAAUACCUUUAUUAGUUUUUUUAUUUGAAUUUACAAUUCAUAUUUUUAUAUCGAAAAAUCAUUUGUUUAUUAUUUAGCAUUAUUUAAAAAGUAUUUUUAAAUGUAAAAGCAACCCCCAACUUCAAUCUUAAAUUAACCCUAGAACUUAAAGGAGCUCGUGUAUUUGGGGAAAGACAUUUGCUACUGGUUCCAGUGAAAAUGGAAGGACAGCGAGUUUUCGCUCCAAUUUUCCCGUGUUUCCCAACCAAACAUUACAAUUCAUAAACGCAACUUAGGAGGCGAAUCGACGGCUUCACUUUGAUCACCUCUCCCCCUUGCCUUCACCACCGCUUCUGCUUUUGGAGAAAAUUAGCGCUAACCAAAAGAUUUGGAUUUUCGUCGAAAUUGAGAUCAAAGUAAAAAUAAUUUUUUCUUUUUUU